This is a messenger RNA of Varanus komodoensis (Komodo dragon), 5510 nucleotides long. It is a transcript of the gene ATG13, whose product is annotated as autophagy related 13. The record is from RefSeq and is a predicted model, not a curated record. Gene Ontology annotation, cellular component: phagophore assembly site; Atg1/ULK1 kinase complex; cytosol. The transcript has 20 exons. Lineage: Eukaryota; Metazoa; Chordata; Lepidosauria; Squamata; Varanidae. Gene Ontology annotation, biological process: mitophagy; piecemeal microautophagy of the nucleus; autophagosome assembly. Bases 940 to 2598 code for a protein of 552 amino acids.
AAUGAGAGGUUAGUUGGUCUUUCUUCGCAUGGAAAGUGCCGACGCGGAUGUACAGCCGACUGCCUCGUUUGGCCGAAGCGGAUAAAAACAAACAUUAGGAAUGGCGGCGGUGACGGAAGCAUCCACGGAAGACCAAGGAAGGUUACGGUCUUGAAGUACUUCUGGCCCACUGAGGUUUUCGACGGAGAAAUCAAGUCUCGGGGCAAACAGAGUGGCCGCCUGUUCUUCUGGUUUAGUCCUUGUUGGCCUGUGGUCGCCCUCGACAGAGCGCUACAGCUGAAUUCCCAUUCGUGAGCCAACCUCGGGCAUUUUCACCCCUUUCUCUGGGCAGGAGCUUGGGAGAAUCGUCUCCGGAACCAGGGCCUUUUAGCCCUAGGGCUAAAGCCUAUUACCACUACAACCCCCCUGCCCAGCAAGGGAGAAGCGUGCGGCUAAGAAUUGGACCCCUCACUCCCGAGACUGAGUUGCGGAAAGCUUUACCCCGCGCGAGAAUUGGGGAGCAUCUUAAUUUCUCCAGUUGACAACGGAGGCGAGAACUGGAUAGGCCCUUUCGACUGGGAUUCUAUUAGAAUAAAGGUCUUUCCUCUGAGUUACUGAGAAGACCGCUCCGCAGAAGACAUUGCCUUCCACCGGCGUUCCAACAUUUGGAAGAUCUGCACGAGGCGGAGGAAGAGGCUUUCCCACCCUCUAAAUUAAAAUUUCUCAAAGCCCCACCUGGGGUUGGCCAUGUAGAAGGGCUAGAACAGCCUCUGGGCUCUUACCCGGAAUGAGACCCCAAACUUUCACCUCAGCCUUCUCCAUACAGGAUCCAUUUGUAUUAGAUUAUCUUGAUCUAUAACCUGCUUUUUCCUUACAAUCAACUCAAACCGGCUUACAUAAGUCUCCAAUUUUGGCUCUCAGUCUGAUCCCCACAACAACCCUGUGAGAUUUCCAUAUGCAAUGGACACUGAUCUCAGUUCCCAGGAUAGGAAGGACCUGGACAAGUUCAUCAAAUUUUUUGCCUUGAAGACUGUGCAAGUGAUUGUCCAGGCCCGACUUGGAGAAAAGAUCUGUACUCGAUCAUCAUCAUCACCAACUGGCUCUGACUGGUUUAACUUGGCAAUCAAAGAUAUACCAGAAGUUACUCAUGAAGCAAAAAAAGCCUUGGCAGGACAGCUGCCUGCUGUUGGGCGCUCCAUGUGUGUGGAAAUCUCUCUCAAAACCUCUGAGGGGGAUUCCAUGGAGCUGGAAAUCUGGUGUUUAGAAAUGAAUGAAAAGUGUGAUAAAGAAAUCAAGGUUUCCUACACUGUGUAUAACAGGCUGUCUUUACUGCUGAAGUCUUUGCUUGCUAUAACAAGGGUGACUCCUGCAUACAGACUCUCAAGGAAACAAGGUCAUGAAUAUGUAAUAUUGUAUAGGAUCUAUUUUGGAGAAGUACAGCUGAGUGGUUUGGGAGAAGGAUUUCAGACAGUCCGUGUUGGGACAGUGGGUACUCCAUUAGGCACCAUCACUUUGUCAUGUGCCUACCGAAUCAACCUAGCUUUCAUGUCUACCAGGCAGUUUGAGAGGACCCCACCUAUCAUGGGGAUUAUCAUUGAUCACUUUGUGGACCGUCCCUAUCCCAGCUCCUCACCCAUGCACCCCUGCAAUUACAGAGCAGCAGGUGAGGAAAAUGCAGUAGCAUAUCCAUCAGUGGAAGACUCCCAAGAAGCAUGCACCACCUCUUUCUCUACUUCUCCACCAUCCCAAUGUGUGUUUACUGUCACUAAAGCACAUUUUCCGACCCCUCCUCCUGUGGUGAUGGAUACCUUGAAGGGCCCUAUGAUGGGGCUGGCCUUUUCACAUCAACUCUCCAGCUCUCGUCUUUCUUAUCAACCUGCAGCCCUGGGAGUUGGAUCAGCUGACAUGGGUUACCCAGUAGUCUUUGCUGGAGGCUUGAGUGCUGCACAUCCUCACCAGUUGGUUGUUCCAGGGAAAGAGGGGGGAGUGCCUGUGGUUCCUAACCAACCAAUGCAUGGCACUCAGGCUGAUCAUGAAAGAAUGGCAACAUGCACCCCUUUGGAUGGGGGCCACUACCCUGCAGUUACUCCAUCUAGUAGUGAUGACACAGAAACAGUAUCUAACAGCAGUGAAGGAAAGAGUGGGUCCCCACACGAUCUCUUGGAGACCAUCUUCGUCCGGAAGGUGGGGGCCUUUGUGAACAAACCCAUCAACCAGGUGACAAUGGCCAGUUUGGACAUUCCUUUUGUUAUGUUUGAUCCCAAGCACUUUGAACUGGAAGAUAAUGACCCCAUGGUGAAUCCUCCUGAUUCUCCAGAAGUUGAGUCUCCCCUCCAAGGCAGCUUACACUCAGUGGGCUCUAGUGGCAGCAGCAGUGGGAACAUCCAUGAUGAUUUUGUUUUAGUAGAUUUUAAACCAGCAUUUUCUAAAGAUGACAUCCUCCCAAUGGAUUUGGGGACCUUCUACCGUGAAUUCCAGAAUCCUCCUCAGCUCAGUAGCCUUUCUAUUGAUAUUGGGGCGCAAUCCAUGGCAGAAGAUCUGGAUUCGCUGCCGGAGAAACUGGCUGUCCAUGAGAAAAACGUCAAAGAAUUUGAUGCCUUUGUAGAGACUUUACAGUAAAGCUGAGCCCUCUCGACUUCAACAUUGUACUUCCUCUUUGACGUCUGGGGGGAAAAGCCCAUCCAUUCUGCCUUCCCUUAGUGUUGUGUCUAACACCACCACCCCAUGUAGUAGGCUCUGAUCGCUUCACUCUAUCAGAUGCAGAAACAGUGGUGUAUAUUUCUUUGAACUUAGCUUUGGAAUGGAUGUAACUCAAUUUCCUUCCUGUCUGGAGUUCGUAUUAGGAAACAAGAUCAACCUAUCCCUCUAUUUUCUCAUCUGAUUUGAGAGACGUUGCUUUUGCUUUCUCUGUCAACAUGAUACUAAGAACUGGUUUCAGUUCAGAAGUCUUUCCAAGUUGAAUCUUCAAUACUAUCAAGCCAGAAGAACUUUGAAUAUAAUCAUCUUGCAAGUAUUGGUUAAAUUCUGCUAGUAUCACUUCAGACUGCAGAAUUGGCCUCUCUUUAGCAAGUGCAACUAGCAUAUUAAGGGGCCAAUGAUUGCCUUUAGUGCCCUAAACAAGACAAACAGUAUCACAGAUCUAUGUAUGGGAAAUAAGUGAAGGUCCAGUUAAGAAUUAAUCCACAGAAGCUAAAAAAAAAACAUGCUUUUCUUAUAACAGCUGCCAACAGAAAGCAUGUGAAAACAUUACCUCCCCAAGGCCACAAGUCUGUGGCAUUUGGAGAUGAUUCAGAGUUUAUAGGCUCUGCUUACUACCAGUAGCUGUAAAUAGGAAUUAGGAAUCCUAAUUCUCUAGAGUUAUUUAAUUAGAGGUCUUUAGUCCAAAGUAUCUCCUUCAGAUGUUGCUGCUCUAUAAGAAGAUAAACAAGAAAUAUUUAUUACUCUAAAAGAAACCUAUAUUUAAAGAAAAAUGGUAUGUGAUGUUUUCACUUUAUUAUGCAGUGAUACAAGUUGCUCUGUCAUUUGUCAUUGGAAUGGUUCUGUACCAAACAACUCUGUUCCCCCCCCCCCCGGUCUUAGCCACAACAUUAUGCAGGGUAAACCCUAAAAACAGUUAUUCUAGGAAAGUGAUCUUUUCUGGGGACUGAGUUAAUCUCCAUUCUGUCCUGUUGGGAUCCUUGAAUGUCAUAAAUGCACAUGUGGUACAAUGAACAUGUAGAGAGUUUUUAAAAAGCUGGGAUGUUCUGACAGGCCUGUAAAUUAAACUUGCUGUGAUCUCCAGUCAGUUAGUAUAUUAAUCACAGCAGCACACUUUUCAGAAGUCUGUGCUAUUUUUUUUUUAAAUCAGCUAGGCCUUGAUUGGCUAAAAGUUUAUUUUUGUAAUGAGCUGGUCAUUAAGCAAUGGCAUUGGCUGGCAUUGCUCUGUGUUUCAUCUGUCUGAACUCUGUCCUUCACCAAAUAUGGGAAAGGAAAGCAACAAGACACUAAGCAUGAGUUCAAGGAUUAGUUGGACUCUGGGUAUAACUCCUUCAUGCUUGCUAUCAAAUACUGGGCCCGAAGCUUCAUCUGUGCAAACUUUCUUGGGAGUAAGUGUAAUUCUUUGGAACUUGUGUCUUAAGUGAUCAUAUUUAGGCUUGCAAUAUAAGAUGCAAAGUACAUUUCUUAUCCCCUCCAUACCCCUGCCUGUUAUCUUUGACACUUUUGAUUGCCUUUUAGACUUGAAAGACCUCCAGUUUCCUGUUUCAGAUAAUGAGAUGUGAAUUUCCUGCAUCUCACACCUCCUUUCUUUAAGCUGAAGGGAAGCUGUGUGUGUGUGUGUGUGUGUGUAAGGGGGGAAUCUAUAAAAAAGUAACAGCAGUUGCCUAACCAUGUAGCCUCUGGAGCUAAGAGAUGGUUGCUGCAUAAAAACAAGUUGGAGGUUAAAUUUCUGGCCUUCUAGCACAUUUAUGCUUUGCAUUACUAACUGAAAUUGUGAGAUUUUAUGUAGACUCAAAAAUAGCAUUUCAAAUUCUGUGCAAAUCUGUUAUAUGCCAUUGGUCUCUGAAAAACAUAAUCACUAUUAGGUAGUUUUCUGACAGAAGUGAUAUUGCCAUCAAAACUACCCCAAAAGCCUUCUAGAGAAUCUAUCAGAGUAAUGCCAAAAUCUUUUGUGACAUCUACCUGCUCUCAGGCAUUAUUCCCAAACCAUUUAUUAUUCUAACUAGCCUGGAAUGUGAUAAGGAACUGGUAUUCAUUGUGUUACCCAUGAAGUAUCAAACGAUUUGUCAAGUACCAGUUAGUGACUGUACUUACGCUUUGCUGGCCCUCCUUGUUUAAACAAAUUAGUAUACAACAAUGCUACAUAAAACUGUGUUCGGAGAAAUGACUGAAUGGAUCAGCCUGCUGCUUUCUGGUAAGUAAUUUGCUUGCAGAAGUCCUGCUCCUGCUGUGAUGAUUAAGUGAUGUUCCCCUCUGCCAACCAUUUGUAGAGCUUAUUGCACACAUUCCUAUUGAUGAGUCUUUCAGUAUUUCAGUUCUUACCUUCCCACUGAAGUGCUAUAAUGCUUAAGGGAAGAGAGCUACAGCUUGUCCAGAUUGUCUGCUGUCUGUACAAUCUUUGACCAAGGUCACAACUUCUGCAUUGAGAAACAAAACCACCAUGUAGGUACUGCUGAUGGUAUUAAUUUACAAAGAAUAGUGAAUGUACACAACUGUUGGGUUUUUCUUCUGCAUAAUAUUUUCUGUCUGAGUUUGAGUCUUAGAACUUUAUUUUAAAAAUACUCCUUAAUUACUCCUUAAGUUCUACCUUAAUUUAUUAGCCAUGUUGAGUCCCACAAUGGGAGAAUCACCUGUUGCAGACUUUCAAAGAAUGCUAUCUGAUUGAUCACCUAAAGACAGAAUACUUACUAAACAUUUCUACAACUCACACUGGCAACUUACACACGCUUUGGAUGAAAGGAGAAGGGUCCUGAAUUACAUUUAUUCAGUAAUGAUUUUCAGAAUACUUCAACAUGUAUUCAUAUAAUUUCAAAUAAAACUUAGCUUACUCUUAA